Molecule: messenger RNA, 1739 nt
Organism: Prunus persica (peach)
Lineage: Eukaryota; Viridiplantae; Streptophyta; Magnoliopsida; Rosales; Rosaceae
Product: allantoate deiminase
Exons: 12
Coding region: 111-1610 (499 amino acids)
Molecular function (GO): hydrolase activity, acting on carbon-nitrogen (but not peptide) bonds, in linear amidines
Source: RefSeq, a predicted model, not a curated record
CAAUCAGACAGAGGAGAAAUUAAGGGUGCUCAAAUUGCAGAAAGCUAAGCAUCAGUUGAGUUGCGUGGCUGCCUCUCUUGGUUAGAUUGGUUUUGGUUCAGGUGGCAGCCAUGGCAACUGUUACACGUGUCACCAAGAUAAUCCAUCAUUCAGCCAUUGAUCCCAGCUCCAUUUUCACCAGCUGUUUCCGUAAUUCAUUGGUCUUCGUUUGCUAUUUGGUGCUUGUGCUUUCUUCAAACAUUUCUCCCUCUUUCGGGCUUUUUGAAGAUGAAAACAGAGGGAGUGAUUUGUACCCAGAAAUUUUGAGGGAUGAAGUUGUGGCAAGACUCCAUCAGCUUGGAGGGGUAAGUGAUGGUGAUGGAUAUCUUGAGAGGACAUUCAUGAGCCCAGCGGCUGUGAGGGCAGGAAAUCUUAUCCGGGAAUGGAUGGAAGAUGCGGGUUUGAGAACGUGGGUUGAUUCCUUGGGAAACGUACAUGGUCGAGUUGAGGGAAGGAAUGCUAGUGCUGAAGCUCUGUUAAUGGGUUCCCAUUUGGAUACUGUUGUUGAUGCUGGGAAAUUUGAUGGUUCAUUAGGCAUCAUUUCUGUGUUAGCUGCAUUAAAGGUUUUGAAUAUCAAUGGGAAGUUGGGAGAACUAAGCCGGCCAGUUGAGGUAAUAGCAUUUAGUGAUGAAGAGGGAGUAAGGUUUCAGUCUACAUUCUUAGGCAGCGCUGCUGUAGCCGGAAUUUUGCCAGUUUCAGCACUUAAAAUAACCGAUAAAAGUGAUUUAACAAUUCAAGAUGCUCUUAAGAAGAACUCCAUAGAAAUUACAGAGGAGAACUUGUUGCACCUCAAAUAUGACCCGAAGUCAGUCUGGGGUUAUGUUGAGAUUCAUAUUGAACAAGGACCUGUACUAGAAUGGGUUGGCUUUCCUCUAGCAGUGGUUAAAGGCAUAGCUGGACAGACACGACUAAAGGUUACAAUGAGAGGCUCUCAGGGGCAUGCUGGAACAGUGCCAAUGUCUAUGCGACAUGACCCUAUGGCCGCUGCCGCUGAAGCGAUUGUGUUAUUAGAAAGUUUAUGUAAACAUCCUCAAGAUUUUCUGUCUUUUGAUGGCCAUUGUAAAAGUUUCUCAAUGGAAUCACUUUCUACUUCACUAGUUUGUACUGUUGGAGAGAUAUCAACUUGGCCGAGUGCAAGCAAUGUCAUUCCAGGCCAGGUAACGUUCACCGUAGAUUUGCGCACUAUAGAUGAUAUGGGACGUGAAGCUGUUGUUUAUGAAUUUUCUAACCGAAUGUAUCAAAUAUGUGAUAAACGUUCAGUUUCUUGUACAAUUGAUCGUAAGCAUGAUGCAGAUGCAGUCAUUUGUGAUUCUGAGUUGAGUUCAAAGCUAAAGUCUGCAACUUAUAUUGGACUCAAGAGAAUGACAGGUGCUGCCAUUCAGGAUGAAAUUCCUGUUGUGAUGAGCGGAGCAGGACAUGAUGCAAUGGCUCUGUCUCAUUUAACCAAGGUGGGAAUGCUUUUUGUGCGCUGUCGAGGAGGCAUAAGUCACUCCCCUGAAGAGCAUGUAUUGGAUGAUGAUGUUUGGGCGUCUGGUUUGGCAAUUUUGGCCUUCAUAGAGACUCAGAUGUGAAGUGGAAAAUUUGUUGACAUUAGUGUACAGUAGUAGAACAUCUUAAUAAUGUAGUAUAUGAUGAUAUUUGCCAUUUUGUCUAUAGUUUUUUUUCCUGCUAUUAUGGGAUCAUAUGCUCUGCAAUUUGAA